Exserohilum turcica Et28A is the source of this 1942-nucleotide messenger RNA. RefSeq lists its product as uncharacterized. Gene Ontology annotation, cellular component: plasma membrane. Lineage: Eukaryota; Fungi; Ascomycota; Dothideomycetes; Pleosporales; Pleosporaceae. The coding region runs from base 1 to 1629 and encodes 542 amino acids. The record is from RefSeq and is a predicted model, not a curated record. The transcript is spliced from 6 exons. Gene Ontology annotation, biological process: dipeptide transport; transmembrane transport; tripeptide transport. Gene Ontology annotation, molecular function: allantoate transmembrane transporter activity; dipeptide transmembrane transporter activity.
AUGGCGUCCGCGGCAGUUGUAGCGCCGACGUCGUCGUCGGUGUCGCCCACGGAUCCGGAGAAAGAGCUAGUCGUGGAAGAUGCAACCAAAGAGAUCAAGAAGAGUGUUGUGUCAAGCGGGCUGGAAGAAAAGUUGCUGAAACAUUCACAUGAUGCCGACACAGCUAUGAAGGCGUUUGAAGGCAUGGAGGGCCAAGUCAUUGAAUUGAGCGAGGAGAAGAGUAAAGCUCUACUCAGGAAAAUCGAUAUGCAUUUGAUGCCGAUCAUGUGUAUCGUAUACGGCUUGAACUAUCUCGACAAAACCACGUUAUCCUACGCCAGCAUCAUGGGCCUCAAGCUCCCGCCAUCGAGUAACCCGCUGCAUUCGGGAAUCGGGCUUGUAGGCGACCAGUACUCCUGGCUUGGAAGCAUGUUUUACUUUGGCUACAUUGCCUGGGAGUAUCCCACGUCGCGACUUUUGCAAGUGCUGCCCUUGGGAAAAUACUCCGCCUUCAAUAUUAUCAUGUGGGGCAUCGUCCUCUCGUGCUUCGCCGCAGUGAACAACUACGCCGGCGCCAUCGCCAUCCGUUUCUUCCUCGGCCUCUUCGAAUCUGCCGUAACCCCCGGCUUCACGCUCUUCACCUCGCAAUGGUACACGAAAAAGGAGCAGGGCUCACGAACAGCAAUCUGGUUCAGUUUCAACGGCUUUGCCCAGCUCUUCGGCGGCUGCCUCGCCUACGGCAUCGCUGUCGGCUGCCGCAAAUACGGCACUUCCAUCGAGCCCUGGAAAAUCGUCUUUCUCGUCACCGGCCUCCUGACAACAACCCUUGGAAUCGCCUUCCUGUGGAUCGUCCCGGACAACCAGCUCAACUGCAGGUGGCUGAGCAAGGAAGACCGCGUGCUGGCUAUCGAGCGCAUCAGAGUGAAUGCCCAGGGUGUGGGCAACAAGCAUUUCAAGUGGUACCAGUUGAAAGAGGCGUUGCUGGAUCCGUUGAGCUGGGCAUUUUUCUUCUACGCGCUUAUUGCGGAUAUUCCGAAUGGCGGCAUAACAAACUUCUUCUCGCAGCUCAUCGUCGGCUUCGGCUACACGCCCGAGCAAUCGCUGCUGUACGGGACGCCCGGCGGCGCCGUCGAAGUCGUUGCGCUAAUUGCAUGCGGCUGGGCCGGCGACAGAUACGGCUACCGAAUUCUAAUCUCCAUGAUUGGGCUGUGCGUGGCGAUUCUCGGCAUGGUGCUGAUUGUCGCGCUGCCGCUGUCCAACAACCACGGCCGACUCGCGGGUUACUAUCUCACCCAGGCCAGUCCAACCCCGUUCGUCGCUAUCCUCAGCUUGAUCUCGAGUAAUGUCGCGGGAUACACCAAGAAGACUACUGUUGCGGCUAUGUAUCUGAUUGGGUAUUGUGUGGGCAAUAUCAUUGGCCCCCAGACUUUCCGCGCCAGUGACGCCCCCCGCUACGUCCCAGCCGAAGUCACAAUCAUCGUGUGCUGGAGCGUUUGCCUGGGCAUCAUGGCAUUCGUCCAUUUCUACUGCGUGUGGCAGAACAAGAAGAAAGCGCAGAUUAGGGCGUCGCCGGAAUACGUGAGGCUCGAGAACCAAGAAUGGCUCGAUCUGACCGACAGAGAGAACCCAGAGUUUGUCUACACACUUUAGGAUAAUUGCAUGUUCUUUUUUCUUGGCUUUCGAUUGUCGGAAAAUUUGCUUCGUCUAUUCAAGUUGACAAUUCAUGUUAUGCAUACUUCAGAAUUCUCCAAUCCUCGAUAACCAAAAAAAAUAAUCACCCCCUUAAAAGAAGGGGAAGAAGAAGAAAAGAAGAAAGAAAAAACAUGCGUCGUGUGCUUGAACUCCUCCUCCUAUUUCUCCCAUCCCCCAUUCCGCAAAUCCUUGUUUCUUUCUCACUUUUUUUCUCGAUUCACUUCACUUCACUUCAUUUCGUUUCAUUUCAUCCAUUCAUUGCCCCCCCCCC